CAAUCGUUAGGAAUCUUUCGAAAUACAAUUAAUUUCAAUAACUUGUAACUUGUUCGCAUCAAAAGCAAAAUAUUUUCUAAAGUUUAUUUUGCUGUGAAAGAAAAUUAACGCCAGAACUAAAUUCAAUACAAAAUGCCCGAGUUGUCCCAGGAAGCUAAGGAGCGUUUGAUGAUUGUUCUCAACGUGGUCCAAAAGGCAAUCCACUGGGGAUUUGUGCCUCUUGUGGUGUAUCUGGGUUACCGCAAGGGUCCAGAACCAGGCAUGCCGCCACUAACCCUAAUGAACAUUUUUGGGUUCUAGAAACUAAACUCAAUAUGCUCGCAGAUACCUACCAAGCAAAACCCUUUAAGCACACUCAAAAGUACACUCUUAAAUGCAACCUUAGACACACUUCAAAAUUCUGAUACAAUGCUCUCUAACACUAUUUGAAAACUCUCCUCAACACACACUCGAGAUUUGAGACUGAGACAUCCAGUGCGUGCAAAUAAAAUGUCUUCCCAAUAUCUCAA
Molecule: messenger RNA, 509 nt
Organism: Drosophila obscura
Lineage: Eukaryota; Metazoa; Arthropoda; Insecta; Diptera; Drosophilidae
Product: mitochondrial import receptor subunit TOM7 homolog
Exons: 2
Coding region: 133-300 (55 amino acids)
Biological process (GO): protein import into mitochondrial matrix
Cellular component (GO): mitochondrial outer membrane translocase complex
Source: RefSeq, a predicted model, not a curated record